Suncus etruscus (white-toothed pygmy shrew) is the source of this 2319-nucleotide messenger RNA. RefSeq names its product cadherin related family member 4 (gene CDHR4). Gene Ontology annotation, biological process: homophilic cell-cell adhesion. Gene Ontology annotation, cellular component: plasma membrane. Lineage: Eukaryota; Metazoa; Chordata; Mammalia; Eulipotyphla; Soricidae. The record is from RefSeq and is a predicted model, not a curated record. Gene Ontology annotation, molecular function: calcium ion binding. Bases 1 to 2319 code for a protein of 772 amino acids. The transcript is spliced from 19 exons.
AUGCGAUUCCAUUGCCUACCCUUGUUCAUAAAAAUCUCUGAGAACCAUGAUCCCAAUACAGAACUUCAGUUUUUUUCUUUCAACUGCUCUUUUUACACCCCCACCAUGGAGUUAGUCCAGGUGAAGCCACCCACCACCUUUUUCAACUCCCCAAGCUUGACAUGGACGAAGGGGAGAUAUGUGGGCAAGAUCACCUUGAGCAGCUCAGCCCGGCUGGAUGCCCUGGAGGUGAACCACUAUGAACUAGAGAUCCUGUAUACGUGUGGCAACUUUUCGAGGGAUGCAAAGCUCUUUGUGGAUGUGCAGCGGGAUCGUGAACUGAUUCGAUGUACUGGCCGAUUUACUGGCCCAGCUGGGGAAAUCAUUCAGGUGCCGGAGACAGUCACACCUGGGGCUCGGCUCUACACUCUGUUACUCCCAGGCAUGGAAUUCCAGAAAGUCAAGAUGAGCAUCACCAAUGCACAGGACCCUCCACUUUUCCCUGGACCUUUUUCCAUUGAUGGGCCUGGUUGGUUACGGGCACCAUCAGAGGGCCUCAAGGGGCAUGCUAAGAAGAUCUUCCCGCUCAAGAUUUUGGUUACCUUUGGAAUGAAUAGAAGCUGUCAUGGGAUGGUGGUGGUGAAAGUCUUGCCUGUUCCCUCCAGUCACCUCUCCUUCCUGACAUACAACCAGACUAUCACUAUACGGGAGGAUUUGGCUCCUGGAAGUGAGGUAGUUCAGGUCCAAGCCCAGGGCUCCGAUGUACGCUAUGAAAUCCUCUCUCCAGUGCCCUGCCCGUUCUUCUCCAUUGGACACGUUGAUGGUGUUAUCAGGACCACUAUUCCCCUGGAGCUGGCACAAGCCCCAAGCACAGAGAUCACUAGGCUGCAGGUGAAGGCCUUUGAACGGCUCCAGCUGUGGGCCAGUGUGGAGCUCAAUAUCACGGUGAAGGUGCAGCCGGUCAACCGCUGGCCCCCAUACUGCAUCCCAGCACAACUCCUGACUCAAGUCCCGGAGAAUGUGCCUGUGGGCACCAUACUGAGCACUUUCACUUGCAAUGACCCCGACUCUCCUGGCUCCACCCUCGAUUACCAGCUGCAGUUGCAUGGCCCUCCUGGCUCUACCAGCCUUUGUCUUUGGGAUAGAUCCUUGGAGGUGAACGACACACUGGACUGCGAUGCUCCUGGGGGCUGCUUGCAGCAUGCUGCCACCAUCCUGGUGCUUGAUGGUGGGCAGCCGGUAAUGAGCACUGAGGUACCAAUCCUGGUGAUGGUGACACCUGUCAAUGAGUUCUCUCCAACCUGUGCCCCACGUUCACUACGGGUUCCUGAGGAUGUCAGGCCCCCCGCUGUGCUGGGCUCCGUGGCAGGCACAGACAAGGACUACCCACAUGACAACAUAGAGUACUAUAUCUCUGGAGACUCCAGCACCUUUGCUGUGGAUCGUCUAAGUGGGAAGAUUCACCUUCUGGGGCAUCUGGACUUUGAAGUAAAACGGCUGUAUAGGCUCAUUGUUCUGCUAGUUGAUUAUGGCCAAGACCAGCACCCAGACCAUCGCCGCACAGGCUCCUGCACCAUCACCAUCGAGGUUGAGGAUGUGAAUGAUCAUGCCCCUGAGUGUGAGCCCCCAUUCCAAGAACUAACCAUCCACACCCCUCCGGGACGUAGUGUAGAAGUGACCAAGGUGUCAUGCUGGAUUCCUCGGGAGCCACAGCGCCUGGCUUUCUCCUAUAGCAUUGUGAGAGGAAAUAGUCAAAACCAAUUCAGCCUGCAGGGGGCCGUCCUGGUGUACAAAGGUCUCAAGUUGCAGCCAUCCUGGCCAGAGCAGCCUGACAUUUAUGAGCUAUUAAUCCGUGUGGUUGAUACAGGAUCCUCCAUCCCCCACCUCAGCACCACAGCCACCAUCAUUGUGCAUCUAGUUCCCUGGAUAGCCAGCACGAUGGCUACAACUACUCAUAGAGUCGCCACAACUCCUUCGCCGGUGACAUCUCUGCUUGUGACAGUCAUGGAGGCUUUCUGGCAGCCAGAGCCCUGGUUUGUGGUGGUGCUCACAGUGACAAGUGGCCUUCUUCUCCUGGCUCUUGGCUGGCUCCUACGCAAGCUCCUACUGAGGUUGACCCAAGUGUUACGGGCAUCAAGCAAAUCAGACCAGGCCCUGCUGCUAAACAGUAUUCAAGCAACUGAAGGUUCCACUGAAGUUUUUAUGGAGGCACCAAAGAUAGAGAUGUCCCAGGCUCCUCAGAAGGUCAGGAGCCUGCAUUUUGAUGGCAGAGCAGAGGAUGCCCGUACAGGAAGAGCAUACCUGUUCAACACAAGGACGGGAGCUCGGCGCUGGCUCUGA